AUGGAAGUUGAACCUUCAACUCAGCUUGUUUUGCAGAAUCUUCUUGUGUGUGUGAUCCUCUUCUACACCAUGUACUACGCAUAAACUAUUCUCAUUUGUAACAUCUUCAGGGUAUAUGAGCUGGAUGUCCUGGCACCAUUUGAUUUCAAAACAAACCCCUCAUGGCACAACACAAAUUAUAAAGUUCUUCUAGUCUCAACACAAGUCACCUACUUUGUUUGCGGAUUGCUCUUCGUUCUAGUUGUAGAAGAAUGGGUCUGGGAUUAUGCUGUUUCAGUUACUAUUCUCCAUGUUGUCAUCACUUCCGCUGUUAUGUUGGAAUUCCCCUUGACAUCACAUUGGUGGGCUUCUUUAGGUAUAGACACGUGA
This is a messenger RNA of Mustela lutreola (European mink), 369 nucleotides long. It is a transcript of the gene TMEM244, whose product is annotated as transmembrane protein 244. The transcript has 5 exons. The record is from RefSeq and is a predicted model, not a curated record. NCBI's taxonomy places the organism in Eukaryota, Metazoa, Chordata, Mammalia, Carnivora, Mustelidae.